CCGGAAGUACUUCACGCCGCUCUUCACUUCGUACUUGUUUCGAAAGCCGUUUGUCGAAAGAAGUUCAUUAAUUUAAGUCGAUUCAUAUUAUACUAAAUCGUGUUCAUUGAGUUGUUAAACCAUGAUUGAGCCAAAGAAGAGACCGGGGGACAUGGCUUUGGUUCCUGCCGGCGGAGUCAAGAGGCCCAGGACCGAGCUGAUCGCCGCGGCACAGUCGCAACAGAUCGUGGCCAUGGUAAGAAAUGAGGGGGGACAUCAAAAUACAACAAUUUCGCUAGUUAGCUUCAGAGAGUUGUUAACUAUCAAUGUUUUCAGUCUUUCAACUAGUAACCGGCAAAUCACCUCAAUUGCCGCUUUGAUAAGCUGUGACUGAGAUAUUGACUUGUUUGCUACCUAAGGCUAUCCAAUGCAAAUACUGCUAGCAGAAAACUCAUUUUGAUAGCUAGUUAGCAAGUAGAAUUAGCCCAGCUCGGCUCACUUUACUUUAUCAGCUACAGUCGUGGUCAAACGUUUUGGGAAUGACACAAAUACUAAUUUUCACAAAGUCUGCUGCCUCAGUUUUGAUGAUGGCAAUUGGCUAUACUCCAGAAUGUCAUGAAGAGUGACUAGAUGAAUUGCAAUUAAUUGCAAAGUCCCUCUUUGCCAUGAAAAUGAAUUUAAUCCCCAAAAAACAUUUCCACUGCAUUUCAGCCCUGCCACAAAAGGACCAGCUGCCAUCAUGUCAGUGAUUCUCUCGUUAACACAGGUGAGAGUGUUGACGAGGACAAGGCUGGAGAUCACUCUGUCAUGUUGAUUGAGUUAGAAUAACAGACUGGAUGAGUUAGAGUAACAGACUGGAAGCUUUAAAAGGAGGGUGGUGCUUGAAAUCAUUGUUCUUCCUCUGUUAACCAUGGUUAACUGUAAGGAAACACGUGCCGUCAUCAUUGCUUUGCACAAAAAGGGCUUCACAGCCAAGGAUAUUGCUGCUAGUAAGAUUGCACCUAAAUCAACCAUUUGUCGGAUCAUCAAGAACUUCAAGGAGAGAGGUUCAAUUGUUGUGAAAAAGGCGUCAGGGCGCCCAAGAAAGUCCAGCAAGCGCCAGGACCGUCUCCUAAAGUUGAUUCAGCUGCGGGAUCGGGGCACCACCAGUGCAGAGCUUGCUCAGGAAUGGCAGCAGGCAGGUGUGAGUGCAUCUGCACGCACAGUGAGGCGAAGACUUUUGGAGGAUGGCCUGGUGUCAAGAAGGGCAGCAAAGAAGCCACUUCUCUCCAGGAAAAACAUCAGGGACAUACUGAUAUUCUGCAGAAGGUACGGGGAUUGGAAUGCUGAGGACUGGGGUAAAGUCAUGUUCUCUGAUGAAUCCCCUUUCCGAUUGGGGCAUCCGGAAAACACCUUGUCCGGAGAAGACAAGGUGAGCGCUACCAUCAGUCCUGUGUCAUGCCAACAGUAAAGCAUCCUGAGACCAUUCAUGUGUGGGGUUGCUUCUCAGCCAAGGGAGUGGGCUCACUCACAAUUUUGCCUAAGAACACAGUCAUGAAUAAAGAAUGGUACCAACACAUCCUCCGAGAGCAACUUCUCCCAACCAUCCAAGAACAGUUUGGUGACGACCAAUGCCUUUUCCAGCAUGAUGGAGCACCUUGCCAUAAGGCAAAAGUGAUAACUAAGUGGCUCGGGGAACAAAAAAUAGAAAUGUUGGGUCCAUGGCCAGGAAACUCCCCAGACCUUAAUCCCAUUGAGAACUUGUGGUCGAUCCUCAAGAGGCGGGUGGACAAUAUCUCAUAACACUGAAGCAGCGAACUUUGUGAAGACAAUACUUGUGUAAUUCUCAACUUUUGACCACGACUGUAGUUUAAUCGAUACCAGGAUUGUAAGUGAUCCAUGCACAUACAGUAACGCUCUGAGAAUAGUCCUGUGUGUGCACGUGCCUGUGACAGUGUGCUAUGAUGAUCUAAUCUAACAUGUCCCCUCUCCAGGGCCCUCCCCGCAACUCCAGCCUGCAAGCUCCCAUCAUGCUGAUGUGUGGCCAUGAGGGCGAGGUCUACUGCUGCAAGUUCCACCCCAACGGGGCCACAUUGGCCUCCUCUGGCUAUGACAGGCUCAUCUGUGAGUUACAUUUUUUUUUAAAUGUAUUGAGUAUAUAUAUAUACACACACACACACACACACACACACAGUGGUGUGAAAAAGUGUUUGCCCCCUUCCUGAUUUGUUUGCAUGUUUGUCACACUUAAAUGUUUCAGAUCAUCAAACAAAUUUAAAUAUUAGUCAAAGAUAACACAAGUAAACACAAAAUCCAGUUUUGAAAUGAAGGUUGUUAUUAUUAAGGGAAAACAAAAUCCAAACCUACAUGGCCCUGUGUGAAAAAGUGUUUGCCCCCCGUUAUAACACAACUCAACUGUGGUUUAUCACACCUGAGUUCAAUUCCUCUAGCCACACCCAGGCCUGAUUACUGCCACACCUGUUCUCAAUCAAGGAAUCACUUAAAUAGGACCUGCCUGACAAAGUGAAGUAGACCAAAAGAUCCUCAAAAGCUAGACAUCAUGCCGAGAUCCAAAGAAAUUCAGGAACAAAUGAGAGAAAGUAAUUGAGAUCCAUCAGUCUGGAAAAAGUUUUAAAGCCACUUCUAAGGCUUUGGGACUCCAGCGAACCACAGUGAGAGCCAUUAUCCACAAAUGGCGAAAACAUGGAACAGUGGUGAACCUUCCCAGGAGUGGCCGGCCGACCAAAAUUACCCCAAGAGCGCAGCGACGACUCAUCCAAGAGGUCACAAAAGACCCCACAACAACAUCCAAAGAGCUGCAGGCCUCACUUGCCUCAGUUAAGGUCAGUGUUCAUGACUCCACCAUAGGAAAGACACUGGGCAAAAAUGACCUGCAUGGCAGAGUUCCAAGACGAAAACCACUGCUGAGCAAAAAUAACAUUAAGGCUCGUCUCAUUUUUGCCAGAAAACAUCUUGAUGAUCCCCAAGACCUUUGGGAAAAUACUCUGUGGACUGACGAGACAAAAGUUUAACUUUUUGCAAGGUGUGUGUCCCAUUACAUCUGGUGUAAAAGUAACACCGCAUUUCAGAAAAAGAACCAACAGUUAAAUAUGGUGGUGGUAGUGUGAUGGUCUGGGCCUGUUUUGCUGCUUCAGGACCUGGAAGACUUUCUGUGAUAAAUGGAACCAUGAAUUCUGCUGUCUACCAAAAAAAUCCUGAAGGCGAAUGUCCGGCCAUCUGUUUGACCUCAAGCUGAAGCGAACUUGGGUUCUGCAGCAGGACAAUGAUCCAAAACACACCAGCAAGUCCACCUCUGAAUGGCUGAAGAAAAACAAAAUGAAGACUUUGGAGUGGCCUAGUCAAAGUCCUGACCUGAAUCCUAUUGAGAUGCUGUGGCAUGACCUUUAAAAAGGCAGUUCAUGCUCGAAAACCCUCCAAUGUGGCUGAAUUACAGCAAUUCUGCGACGAUGAGCGGGCCAAAAUUCCUCCACAGCGCUGUAAAAGACUCAUUGCAAAUUAUCGCAAAAGCUUGAUUGCAGUUGUUGCUGCUAAGGGUGGCCCAACCAGUUAUUAGGUUGUAAUAAUAAAAAAUAAAAUAAUAAUAAUUGUAAAGUCGUUAUCCCACUGGCUAUAAGGUGAAUGCACCUAUUUGUAAGUCGCUCUGGAUAAGAGCGUCUGCUAAAUGACGUACAUGUAAAUGUAAUCACUUUUUCACACAGGGCCAUGUGGGUUUGGAUUUUGUUUUCCCUUAAUAAUAACAACCUUCAUUUCUAAACUGCAUUUUGUGUUUACUUGUGUUAUCUUUGUCUAAUAUUUAAAUGUGUUUGAUCUGAAACAUUGAAGUGUGACAAACAUACAAAUCAGGAAGGGGGCAAACACUUUUUCACACCACUGUAUGUGUGUGUGUAUAUGUAUAUAUAUAUAUAUAUAUACAGUUGAAGUCGGAAUUUUACAUACACUUAGGUUGGAGUCAUUAAAACUAUUUUUUCAACCACUCCACAGACUUCUUGUUAACAAACUAUAGUUUUGGCAAGUCGGUUAGGACAUAUACUUUGCAUGACACAAGUAAUUUUUCCAACAAUUGUUUACAGACAGAUUAUUUCACUUAUAAUUCACUGUAUCACAAUUCCAGUGGGUCAGAAGUCAUGGCUUUAGAAGCUUCUGAUAGGCUAAUUGACAUAAUUUGAGUCAAUUGGAGGUGUACCUGUGGAUGUAUUUCAAGGCCUACCUUCAAACUCGGUGCCUUUUUGCUUGGCAUCAUGGAAAAAUGAAAAGAAACCAGCCAAGACCUCAGAAAAAAAAUUGUAGACCUCCACAAGUCUGGUUCAUCCUUGGGGGCAAUUUCCAAACGCCUGAAGGUACCACGUUCAUCUGUACAAACAAUAGUACGCAAGUAUAAACACCAUGGGACCACGCAGCCAUCAUACCGCUCAGGAAGAGACGUGUUCUGUCUCCUAGAGAUUAACAUACUUUGGUGUGAAAAGUGCAACUCAAUCCCAGAACAACAGCAAAGGACCUUGUGAAGAUGCUGGAGGAAACGGGUACAAAAGUAUCUAUAUCCACAGUAAAACGAGUCCAAUAUCGACAUAACCUGAAAUGCCGCUCAGCAAGGAAGAAGCCACUGCUCCAAAACCGCUAUAGAAAAGCCAGACUACGGUUUGCAACUGCACAUGGGGACAAAGAUUGUACUUUUUUGGAGAAAUGUCCUCUGGACACUAAAGUCCAUGGAGAAUAAGAGCACCACCUCCCAGCUGCCCACUGCACUGAGGCUAGGAAACACUGUCACCACCGAUAAAUCUACGAUAAUCGAGAAUUUCAAUAAGCAUUUUGCUACGGCUGACCAUGCUUUCCACCUGGCUACUCCUGCCCCGGCCACCAGUUCUGCCACCGCCCGCCCGCCCGCUUCUCCUUCACCCAAAUUCCGAUAGCUGAUGUUCUGAAAGAGCUGCAAAAUCUGGACCCCUACAAAUCAGCUGGGCUAGACAAUCUGGACCCUUUCCUUCUAAAAUUAGCAGCCGAAAUUGUAGCAACCCCUAUUACUAGCUUGUUCAACCUCUCUUUCGUAUCAUCUGAGAUCCUCAGAGAUUGGAAAGCUGCCGCGGUCAUCCCCCUCUUCAAAGGGGGUGACGCUCUAGAUCCAAACUGUUACAGACCUAUAUCCAUCCUGCCCUGCCUUUCGAAAGUAUUUGAAAGCCAAGUUAACAAACAGAUCACCGUCCAUUUCGAAUCCCACCGUACCUUCUCCGCUAUGCAAUCUGGUUUCCGAGCUGGUCAUGGGUGCACCUCAGCCACGCUAAAGGUCCUAAAUGAUAUUAUAACCGCGAUCGAUAAUAGACAGUACUGUGCAGCCGUCUUCAUCGACCUGGCCAAGGCUUUCGACUGUCAAUUUCCGCAUUCUUAUUAGCAGACUAAAUAGCCUUGGUUUCUCAAAUGACUGCCUCGCCUGGUUCACCAACUACUUCUCAGAUGGAGUUCAAUGUGUCAAAUCAGAGGGCCUGUUGUCUGGACCUCUGGCAGUCUCUAUGGGGGUGCCACAGGGUUCAAUUCUCGGGCCGAUUCUAUUCUCAAUGAUGUCGCUCUUGCUGCUGGUGACUCUCAGAUCCACCUCUAUGCAGACGACACCAUUUUGUAUACUUCUGGCCCUUCAUUGGACACUGUGUUAACAAAACUCCAAACGAGCUUCAAUGCCAUACAACACUCCUUCCGUAGCCUUCAACUGCUCUUAAACGCUAGUAAAACUAAAUGCAUGCUCUUCAAUCACCCGCCUGCCCAACUAGAAUCACUACUCUUGGCGGGUCUGACUUAGAAUAUGUGGACAACUACAAAUACCUAGGUGUCUGGUUAGACCGUGAACUCUCCUUCCAGACUCACAUUAAGCAUCUCCAAUCCAAAGUUAAAUAUAGAAUUGGCUUCCUAUUUCGCAACAAAGCCUCCUUCACUCAUGCUGCCAAACAUGCCCUCGUAAAACGGACUAUCCUACCGAUCCUUGACUUCGGCGAUGUCAUUUACAAAAUAGCCUCCAACACUCUACUCAGCAAAUUGGAUGUAGUCUAUCACAGUGCCAUCCGUUUUGUCACCAAAGCCCCAUAUACUCCCCACCAUUGUGACCUGUACGCUAUCAUUGGCUGGCCCUCACUACAUAUUCGUCGCCAAACUCACUGGCUCCAGGUUAUCUAUAAAUCACUUCUAGGCAAAUCCCCGCCUUAUCUUAGAUCAUUGGUCACCAUAGCAACACCCACCCGUAGUAUGCGUUCCAGCAGGUAUAUCUCACUGGUCAUCCCCAAAGCCAACACCUCCUUUGGCGCCAUUCCUUCCAGUUCUCUGCUGCAAAUGACUGGAACGAACUGCAAAAAUCUCUGCAGCUGAAGACACUUAUCUCCCUCACUAACUUUAAGCAUCAGUUGUCAGAGCAGCUUACCGAUCACUGCACCUGUACACAGCCCAUUUGUAAUUAGCCCACCCAACUACCUCAUCCCCAUAUUGUUAUUUACAUUGUUAUUUAUUUUGCUCAUUUGCACCCCAGUAUCUCUAUUUGCACAUCAUCUUCUGCACAUCUAUCACUCCAGUGUUAAUACUAAAUUGUAAUUAUUUUGCACUAUAGCCUAUUUAUUGCCUUACCUCCAUAACUUACUACAUUUGCACACACUGUAUAUAGAUCUUCUAUUGUGUUAUUGACUGUACGUUUUGUUUAUUCCAUAUGUAACUCUGUUUGUUUUUUUACCGCACUGCUUUGCUUCAUCUUGGCCAGGUGGCAGUUAUAAAUGAGAACUUGUUCUCAACUGGCUUACCUGGUUAAAUAAAGGUGAAAUAAAAAUACCCAAGAAGACUUGAGGCUGUAAUCGCUGCCAAAGGUGCUUCAACAAAUGACUGAGUAAAGGGUCUGAAUACUUAUGUAAAUGUCAUAUUUCAGUUUUUUUAUUUUUAAUACAUUUGCAAAAAUAUCUAAAAACCUGUUUUUGCUUUGUCAUUAUUGGGUAUUUUUUGUAGAUUGAGGGGAGGAAAACAAUUGUAUCCUGUUUAGAAUAAGGCUGUAACGUAAGAAAAUGUGGACAAAGUCAAGGGGUCUAAAUACUUUCCGAAGGCACUAUGUACACACACACACACACACACACACUACUCUCGCUGACUUGACCUAACUGGCAACAACACUCAUCCAUCUCCCUCUCUCUCUACAGUGAUGUGGAAUGUGUAUGGGGACUGUGAUAACUUUGCCACCCUGAAGGGACACAGUGGAGCUGUGAUGGAGAUUCACUACAACACAGACGGCAGGUAGGAUAUACAUUCACACACUCGCUCAGGUCCGGCAAAAACGUCAUGUUGUGUGAUUGCUGUUGUUGAUUAAACGUUGGGUCAAUAUCACGUGUGUUUAACGACCCUAUCCCCACCUGUGUGUGUGCAGCCUGCUGUUCAGUGCCAGUACAGAUAAGACAGUGGGAGUGUGGGACAGUGAGACGGGCGAGAGAAUCAAGCGUCUGAAAGGCCACACCUCCUUCGUUAACUCCUGCUACCCUGCUCGCCGCGGACCCCAGCUCGUCUGUACCGGCAGUGACGACGGAACUGUCAGGGUAACUAUGCCUACCACAGACUGCAUUAAUUAAGCCAGUGUUCUUCAAACCUGGUUCUAGACAACUACUGUGUGUGCAUGCUUUAGGUCCAUUCCAGCACUACUAACAUGCCUGAUUACCUGAUCAAGUUCUCUUAUGAGCAGUGUAUUUAUUGCAUCAGGCGUGUUAACACUGGGCUGGAACUAAAGCCCACCCUGCACUUUUUGAGUGUUGGUUGAAUGUGGUAAGUGGAGGACAACCGUAAUUAGGAUAUUGUGGUGUUGUUUGUUAACAGUGUGUGUGUGUUGUAGCUGUGGGACAUCCGUAAGAAGGGGGCGGUCCAUACGUUCCAGAACACCUACCAGGUGUUGGCCGUCACAUUCAACGACACCAGCGACCAGAUCCUGUCUGGAGGCAUCGACAAUGACAUCAAGGUACAUGUGUGUGUAUGAAUGUGUGAAAGAAAGACCUGGGCCCGUGUCCACAAAGUAUCUCAGAGUAGGAGUGCUGAUCUAGGAUUAGUUUUGCCUUUUAGAUCAUAAUGAAAAAGAUUAUAUGAACAGAUCCUAAAUCAGCACUCCAACUCUGAGAUGCUUUGUGGCUACGGGCCUGGAUCCUACCAGGAGGCAAGGCUACUGUGUCAUACAGUGAUUAACCCCUUGUGUAGGUGUGGGACCUGAGGCAGAAUAAGCUAAUCUACAGUAUGCAUGGUCAUGGUGAUUCUCUGACUGGACUCAGCCUGAGCUCAGAGGGAUCCUACCUCCUCUCCAACUCCAUGGACAACACAGGUCAGUGUGUGGGUGUGUCAGAUUUAGAGGUUUGUGUGUGAUUGAACCUCUCUCUGUGUGUUUACAGUACUUGAUUAUGUGUACAAUUGUGUGUGUUGUCCUGUAGUGCGUAUUUGGGACGUCCGUCCGUUCGCUCCCAAGGAGAGGUGUGUGAAGAUAUUCCAGGGGAACAUUCACAACUUUGAGAAGGUAAAUAAAAUACUUUUGAUCAGAGAGUAUGAGAUUCAAGUGUUUUGAUUUUAGAACUGGACGAAGACUUUCAGUGUGAGUGUCAGUAUUUGUGCUCAUAUCAUGUUUGAUAAGCCUAGUGGCCUGCUAUAGCAUGGUUAUAUCAUGUUAAUACACUCUGCAUAGGUUUUGUUUAUAAUACAUUGCUGUGUCUGCAGAACCUUCUGAGGUGUUCCUGGUCUGCUGACGGCAGCAAGAUUGCAGCAGGCUCAGCUGACAGGUGAACACACACACACACACACACACACUCUCCGCAAUACAAAACCUCAACAUAAAUGCACCAAUCACCUCUUUUAUGAUCCUUUAUAAGCUGUGUGUGUGUGUCCAGGUUUGUGUAUGUGUGGGACACCACCUCUCGUAGGAUCCUGUACAAGCUGCCAGGCCACGCUGGGUCAGUCAACGAGGUUGCCUUCCACCCUGAGGAACCUAUUGGUGAGAGGACUCUAUGUUUAUUUUUGGCUGGCUAAUCACACUCUCUUUCUAUGGCUUUUUUCCAUUGAGUGCUUAGUCUUUCUCUCUCUAGUUCUUUAUUUUCUCCUUUCUCUAAUAGUGUUAUUUUUUUUAACUUUCCCACAGUCCUCUCUGGCGCCAGUGACAAGAGACUCUACAUGGGAGAGAUUCAGUAGGACUGUCGUGUGUGUGAGAGCGCGUGUGAGAGAGAAGGCAAUUGUAUGUUCAUCUGAGCGUGUAGUGUGUGAGUGUGUGUGUUCUGCUCUGUUGUGUGUAUGGAUGCAGCCCCCCUGUGUGAAUGAUCAGUACUCUGUACUUUACAUGCUUUUGUUUCUUUAGUAACAAACUCAAGAGACAGUAUUUUGAGUUUAUAAUUUCCAGUCACAACAACCAACACCUG
Messenger RNA from Coregonus sp. 'balchen', 9368 nucleotides. The record is from the annotation of a GenBank genome assembly. Lineage: Eukaryota; Metazoa; Chordata; Actinopteri; Salmoniformes; Salmonidae.